AGAAAGGAGAAUCUGUGGCGGCACGGCUGAGCAGAGCGGAGCAGGCGCAGCACGGACGCCCCAAGCCUACCCGACGAAGAAGGCCGGCGCGACCGGACAAAGAAGGCCCCUCUCCCGCCCGGCGCGCGCCUCUGCCGGUCCCGGGGACUUUCAGCGCGCUCCCCGGGGCGACUUUUUCUCUAGUCUCGGAAACCGCCCUAAUGGCUGAGGUGAAGGUGAAGGUGCAGCCGCCGGACGCGGAUCCGGUAGAAAUAGAAAACAGAAUUAUAGAAUUAUGCCACCAGUUCCCUCAUGGAAUCACAGAUCAAGUAAUUCAAAAUGAAAUGCCUCACAUAGAAGCCCAACAACGAGCAGUGGCCAUCAAUAGACUGUUGUCCAUGGGUCAGUUGGAUCUUUUAAGGAGUAAUACGGGCCUUUUAUAUAGAAUAAAGGACUCUCAGAAUGCUGGUAAAAUGAAGGGGUCUGAUAACCAAGAAAAACUAGUCUACCAAAUCAUAGAGGAUGCAGGGAAUAAAGGAAUAUGGAGCAGAGAUAUUCGAUACAAAAGUAACUUGCCAUUAACGGAGAUCAACAAAAUUCUCAAGAAUUUGGAAAGCAAAAAGCUUAUCAAAGCCGUGAAGUCUGUAGCAGCCUCCAAAAAGAAGGUUUAUAUGCUCUAUAACCUGCAACCAGACCGAUCUGUGACUGGUGGAGCCUGGUACAGUGACCAGGAUUUUGAAUCUGAAUUUGUUGAGGUGCUUAACCAACAGUGUUUCAAAUUCCUACAAACCAAGGCAGAAACAGCAAGAGACAGUAAACAGAAUCCAAUGAUUCAAAGAAACAGCUCAUUUGCUUCAUCACAUGAAGUGUGGAAGUACAUCUGUGAACUGGGCAUCAGUAAGGUAGAGUUGUCCAUGGAGGACAUUGAAACCAUCCUGAACACACUCAUUUAUGAUGGCAAAGUGGAGAUGACUAUCAUUGCUGCAAAGGAAGGCACUGUUGGCAGUGUAGAUGGACACAUGAAACUGUACAGGGCAGUCAACCCAAUCCUCCCACCUACAGGCUUAGUCCGGGCACCCUGUGGACUCUGCCCCGUUUUUGAUGACUGCCAUGAAGGUGGUGAGAUUUCACCAUCUAAUUGUAUUUACAUGACAGAAUGGCUCGAAUUUUAAUAGAGAGCUGUGAAUUUGACUUACAUUUGGCAAAUGAAUUACUUGGAGAGCAAAUAAUUCAUGGUGGAACAUCAAAUUUCCUUGCAAGCAUGCUUCUCAAUGAUGGAUACUGACUUGCUGCUAUGAAAACAUAUUUAUUUAUGAAGACAGAACACAAAGCAGAUGAAGUUUAAUAAAGUUGAAUAGGGAAGUCUCUUCUGCAGUAAGUAAAAUACCUUGAAGCUCUGGAAGACCAAGGAAAAAGAAGCCAGCAAACCUCCAUUGACAAGUACUGGAUAACAGCUAGAGUGUGAAGAUCACACUUAAAUUACUUCUUCAGGUCUUCAUUGACACUCAUCAUCAGGCUUAUUACCACCAUUUCUGUUUGUGUUUCUUGGGUUUUAUUGAGAAGAAAUUGGAGGUGGUGCAGGCAGGAACAUCCCUUUCCCACAGUUGGUUCCUCUUCUCCUCAGUGCUCUUCCAGAGGAGUACGCUGCCACACUGACUUCGCUCCCACAUGCUGUUGUCCAGGACAUGUCUCCAUCCUAAAGGGGAUAAUCUCACAAGUCCUUCAUUGUUAAGGCUGUAAAUUUCUCUGAUGGCUUGAUUGUACUGUUUACCAGAAUUUUUUCCAGAUUCUUACUUCAUGCCUAUGGUAUGACCCUCUGCCACCAGCAUCAAAUUCAAAUUUUGUAAUCUAAUGCCUAUGUGGCAUGUGAUAAGUAGAACCUUUGGAAAGUGACAGAUCGUGAGUGUAGAGUCCUCGUGAGUAGAAUUAGGACCUGUAUAGGAGAUACCCAAAGUGUUCCGUUGACCCUCUAUCAUGCGAGAGCACGGGGAAAAGAAUAAGGAAGCAGGCCCUUGUUAGACAGUAAUCUACCAGCCCACUGGACUUCCCAGCUUAGAAUCAUGAUAACUAGAUGUAU
This is a messenger RNA of Peromyscus eremicus (cactus mouse), 2056 nucleotides long. It is a transcript of the gene Polr3f, whose product is annotated as RNA polymerase III subunit F. Gene Ontology annotation, cellular component: RNA polymerase III complex. The record is from RefSeq and is a predicted model, not a curated record. The transcript has 9 exons. Gene Ontology annotation, biological process: transcription by RNA polymerase III. NCBI's taxonomy places the organism in Eukaryota, Metazoa, Chordata, Mammalia, Rodentia, Cricetidae. Bases 201 to 1151 code for a protein of 316 amino acids.